AUGCAACGUGCAUACACGCCUACGUACGGAGCUCACUCGAUUGAUGAACACCCAUGUUGCUGCCUGUUCAACCGCCAGUCGAAAUGUUACCAGACACAAAAGCAGUACUGUUCCGGUGUGGACACUGAAUGGCUGAAAAUUCCCGACAACCUGUACAAUUCCUCAACUGCUUCAGUUCCCACCGAUCGGAUCGAAACUCCGGACUCCGUCGAGAUACGUCCAACCGACGAAUCCGGGAUACGCGUUAGUCGCGUUAAGUUGGGACCAGUUUGCGGUCUGGAUCCCGAGUUUUGUCUGAGCCCACGUUCCAGUCCUCUCAUGCCUUGGUCCACGAACGAUGUAACCAAAUGGCCAGUAUGCGAACAUUCACGAAAACUGUCUCUAAACGAAGCCGAGGCACGUCACAUGACAUGCGAGGUCACAGCACGACCCUGUUGUUUGGGUAUUCGUGGUGGCUGUAUUUUGACGACCAAAGAACACUGUGACUUCGUUCACGGGACUUACAAUGAGAAAGCUGCUCUGUGUUCUCAGGUAAAUUGUUUGGAAAACACCUGUGGAAUGCUUCCGUUCGGGAAUGGUCUCUAUCCAGAUCAAUUCUAUCGUGUGCUCACUGCUCUAUUUGUUCACGAGGGUAUUCUACAGCUUGGGGUGACUGUGUUCAUCCAGCUGACAUUCGUUCGUAGUUUGGAGAAAUUUAUCGGCUGGGCGCGUGUCAUGUUCGUCUAUCUGCUAUCCGGCAGUGUGGGCAACUUUCUGGCCGCUUAUUUUCAACCUUAUCAAAUUGGAACUGGCCCGAUGGCAUGUUUUGUCGCAUUGAUCAGCUUGCGCCUCGUUAUCCAAUUGUUUUAUACUCAACCUGUGAUUGGUCUUCGUCUGGGCCUGUGCAAAUCUGCCUUCAUUCUCCUGGGUUUCUUCAUCUGCGGCUUUCUUCCUUGGUUCGACAAUUUCGCCCAUUUAGGCGGUCUGAUUUCCGGUGUGUUGUCCUCGUUUGUGCUUUUACCCUAUCCCCGACUGUGCGCUCCCAUUCUACCCGAAUUGGAUUGUGGUGCGAAAACUUCACGCCACUCACCAACCACUCCCAUUUCUGCGACCUUCAGUCACAGUUCGUCUUCCGCGCAUUCUACCAUCACCACAACUCCUCUCCGACCCCAUCGUGUCCCGAUCGAGUUGAUCUGUUUUGCUUUGUGGCUUGUGUUCGCAUUCGGAUUAAUUUUUCUCUUCUAUCUCGGUGGGGUAUUCCGCUGUGAAUGGUGCUCCUAUUUCACAUGCGUGCCAAUUGCAAAACACUUGUGCGAUUCAUUCCGACCUUAUGUGGAUGCACCGGAUGUGUGUUCCACCCAAACCUGGUAA
This is a messenger RNA of Echinostoma caproni, 1350 nucleotides long. The record is from the annotation of a GenBank genome assembly. Lineage: Eukaryota; Metazoa; Platyhelminthes; Trematoda; Plagiorchiida; Echinostomatidae.